UGCUCAUUCUGAUCUUACCACCGUACACUCCCCUACCCGAAAAUAUUAAUUUGACCUUACGAAAAUGACCAAGAAGCGUCUGAACGUUGUGAUUGUAAGAAAAACAUACUCGACCCACUACCCAAAUUCUAACAAUCAUAAUUCAAAAAGGUAGGUGGCUCCCUCAGUGCUCUUUUCCACGGAAUUGUCCUCCGGCGGUUGGGACAUCAUGUUCGAAUCCUCGAACGCAGCGCCCCGUCCCAGCAACAGAGUCUCGGGGCCGGUAUCGCCGCCAUGGAACAUGUUCAGUCAUUCAUGAGAAAAUACGACGAGACUAAGACACCUUACUGUGUAACGAGUCCAGAUGUGCAAUAUCUUGACCAAGCUGUCAAUAUCAAAAGCACGUGGAAUUUCUCCAUGGUGACGACUAGCUGGAAGAUACUAUAUUAUGUCAUGCGAGCCAAUUUCGAUGGUCUGGAAAGCAAUCUCUGUGUUCAAGUACCCCAGCCAGCGGAGCAGCACGGCUCAGCCACUUAUGAGCACGGGAAAGAAGUAAUGGGCAUCGAAUACAAAGAUGAGCUUGUCACGGUUCAAUACCGUGAUACGGGGAGCGACUCCCAUGCGACUGUUCAUGCCGAUCUAGUGAUUGCAGCCGAUGGGGCUUCUUCUGGAUUACGUCAACAUUUGCAGCCACAUCUACAGCAGAAGUAUGCGGGUUAUGUAGCUUGGAGGGGGAUCGCGGCCGAGAGUGAGAUUUCGGAGGAAACUAAAGCGAUUUUUGCCUGCAAGGCUACUUUCCAUAUGUACAAGGGUGGUUAUAUUGUUCUGUGCGUGGCUCAUCUCAAAUUCUGUGUCUAUUUGUAAUCUAAUCGUGUCCUAUAUAGUUAUACCAUCCCAGGCGAAGACGGUAAUCUUUCUCCAGGCCACAGACAACUCAAUUGGGUGUGGUACAACACACACCCGGAAAACUCACAGGGGUAUCGGGACGUAAUGACCGACGCAGAUGGCCACAGACACCGCACCACCUUACCAAUCGGCAAAGUGGCCCCUCAAAACUGGGACAAGCAAAAAGCACUCGCGCUUCAAAUUCUCCCCGCACCUUUCGCAGAAAUGGUCCAAAAAACCACCAAACCAUUCAUCUCGGCUAUCCACGACCGGGAAAUAGCAAAACCAUCUCUCUUUGACGGAAAAUUACUAUUUGUAGGUGAUGCGCUGGCGACUUUUCGUCCGCAUGUGGGUUCGAGUACUAGUCAGGCGGCGCUGGAUGCACAGCUGCUGGAACAAUUGAUGAAGGGUGAAAUUACGACUGCGGAGUGGGAGAGGAGGGUUCUUGAUUUUGCUAAAUUUACGGCGGUGCGGAGUGAACUUUGGGGUGCGUAUUAUAUUUUUGGGGUGCCGACGUUGGCUUUUGUGACGACUUUUUUGCGAUAUUGGAAGAUGGUUGCUGUGCAGGCUUUUUGGAGGCGUAUUUAUGGUUAGGUACUUAGUAUCUCCGGGUUUUGGGGGGUGAGGGCGCGGGCGCGGG
Molecule: messenger RNA, 1504 nt
Organism: Sclerotinia trifoliorum
Lineage: Eukaryota; Fungi; Ascomycota; Leotiomycetes; Helotiales; Sclerotiniaceae
Source: the annotation of a GenBank genome assembly